AUCGCGACGACGCGACCGCGCGGUUCGACGCGCGCUAAAUAAUUUACGACACGCGCGCACGCUCGACGCGCUCGCGAACAUGUUCGCGAUGACGAUGACGACGACGACGACGACGACGACGCGCGGGGCGCGCUUGUCGACCGACGCGCGCGCGCGCGCGAGCGCGGCGCGCGCGAGCGGAUGCGCGCGCGCGGCGCGCGCGAACGGCGCGGAAAAAAAUUCGCGCGUCCUCGGACGCGCGAUCGGGGCGACGGCGGGGCGACGCGCGCGCGUCGCGGGGGCGGUGUCGGUGGACGCCGCGCGGGCGACGCUUGCGGAAGCGGAAUCGAACGCGGCGCGGUCGGUGUUCGCGCGGGCGAAGACGCCGGUCGCGGCGGCGGCGGUCGCGGUCGCGGGUUUGACGCUGGCCGGUCCGGCGGCGGCGGCGGCGGCGGCGGUGCCGGCGGUCGUCGGCGCGGACACGUGCUGGAUUUUGAUUUCGAGCGCGUUGGUGCUGUUUAUGACCAUUCCGGGCUUGGCGGCGUUUUACGCCGGUUUGGUGCGACGCACGAACACGCUGAGCGUGUUGAUUCAGUGCUUCGCACUCACGGCACACAUGAGCGUGCUUUGGUUCCUGUGCGGUUACUCGCUGUCGUUCAGCGACGUCGGCAUGAAGGAGGGCGUCACGACGUUGGCGUCCUUCAUCGGCGGUUGGGACAAGGUCGGCUUGGCGGGCGUCACCGCGGCGUCGGUCGCGGGGACGAUCCCCGAAGCGCUGUGGGUGUUGUACCAAAUGACGUUCGCUAUCAUCACUCCGGCGCUCAUGAUCGGUGCGCUCGUCGAGCGCAUGAAGUUUAACGCCGUCAUGUGGUUUUCCACGCUCUGGAUGUUCGCCGUGUACUUCCCGGCGUGCCACAUGGUUUGGGGUGGCCCGGGCGCGUUCUUCGCCGACAUGGGCGUCCUUGAUUUCGCUGGCGGUAUCGUCGUGCACAUCACCGCCGGCAUCGGUGCCCUCGUCGCCGCCAUGUACCUCGGCGAGCGCAAGGAGAACAAGAUGCACCAAGGCAACUUGGUGCUGACGUUCCUCGGUACCGCCAUGUUGUGGGUCGGCUGGUUCGGCUUCAACGGUGGCUCUGCCGGUGCGGCUUCCGCGGGUGCCGCCUUCGCGUGCCUCGCGACGCAACUCUCCGCGUCCGUCGCCGCGAUCGUUUGGACCGCGCUCGAUGUCAUCGAGAACGGCAAGGUUUCCGUUCUCGGCACGUGCACGGCGUCCAUCGCCGGUCUCGCCGCCAUCACUCCGGCGGCCGGCUUCGUCGGCCCCGUUGGCGCUUGUUUAAUGGGCCUCGCGUCCGCCAUCGUGUGCCGUUUCUUCUCCACCACGGUCAAGGAGAAGUUUGGCUACGAUGACGCCCUCGACGUCUUCGGCGUCCACGGCGUCGGCGGAUUCUUGGGCACAAUUCUGCUCGGUGUUCUCGCGCACCCCGCGCUCGGUGGCUUCAACGACGUCCCCAUGAUGAAGCAAACCAUCGUGCAAGUUAUCGCCGCCGUCUCCACGGCUGUGUACACCGCCGGUGCGUCAUGGGCGUGCCUCAAGCUCACCGAUAAGAUCACGGGAGGCAUUCGCGUCCCCGCCGAGGCGGAGGAGCUCGGUUUGGAUGUGUACUCGCACGGCGAAACGGCUUACACGCCGAUGCCUCCGGUUCGAUAACCGCGCAAACCGCGCCUUGCUGUACCCUUGUUUUACUCUUGUCUUAUUCUCGUCCACAUUCCAUCUUCUAUUAUUCAUCACAGGAUAGCGCCAAUACGUUGUCAAUGGUUACCGAUACCAAUAAUAAAAA
This is a messenger RNA of Ostreococcus lucimarinus CCE9901, 1817 nucleotides long. Its product is annotated as Amt family transporter: ammonium. The coding region runs from base 95 to 1687 and encodes 530 amino acids. Gene Ontology annotation, molecular function: ammonium channel activity. The transcript has a single exon. Lineage: Eukaryota; Viridiplantae; Chlorophyta; Mamiellophyceae; Mamiellales; Bathycoccaceae. The record is from RefSeq and is a predicted model, not a curated record. Gene Ontology annotation, cellular component: plasma membrane. Gene Ontology annotation, biological process: ammonium transmembrane transport.